UUGACACGAACGUCGCCGAGGCGAACAUCACGCCACAAGUGGUCAUGGAGCUCACAGAGCUGCUUGCUAAGCUCCUGGGGCUGGAUGUGAAGUACAUGACGGUGAUCUUCCGUCCCAACCCACGCAUGAUGUGGGCUGGUACGCCGGAGCCCUGCGCCGUCUGCCGCCUCACUGCCAUCCACAACGUCAACGAGGAGGCCAACCGAAGGUUCACUGAAAAGGUGUUCAAGUUCAUGAACGACAAACUCAACCUGCCUGGAAACAGGAUGUAUAUCCUCUUCUACAGCCCUGCCGCCAACCACGUGGGCUUCACUGGACGCCUGUUCUCCGACCUGAAGCUGUAGAGUCGCUGUCACCGUUCCACAGAUGGUCCUUCAAUACCACGUACAAGGAGACCAGCAACACAUGCAGAUGCUCUCGUCUGCUGUGUUCCGCGUCAUGUACCGUCUUUGUCACCUGUGAUGCGUUGAUGUUCGGAAUGACGCGGGCAGUUAUGAAACGUUCUUCGCUGUCUCUCAUCGGUGCCACACCUGCAUUCUUUGGUACCCCGUCUUCAGUGCGUUGAGAUUAGACGUAAUCGAACGACUUCUGGUUUGCUUUAUAUAUUCACUGCUGUUUUCGUUGAAACCUGAAACGUCGCACUCUUCCAGUGAGGGCGUAACUCGUGGGUCCAACCAACGAAUUUCUGGUUAUUUUUAGCCGACGUCCUGAUCUGGCGCAACUGAUGGAAGUCAAAUUUGUGUCCGGGUUCUUGUGGUACUGAUUUUUAGCUGCAAUGAUUGUUACCCAUUUUUGCCAUUGCAUUCUCAAGCUGAAUCAAAUAUCUGAAACUUAAAACGUU
Pollicipes pollicipes is the source of this 841-nucleotide messenger RNA. RefSeq names its product macrophage migration inhibitory factor. Gene Ontology annotation, molecular function: phenylpyruvate tautomerase activity. Bases 45 to 344 code for a protein of 99 amino acids. The record is from RefSeq and is a predicted model, not a curated record. The transcript is spliced from 3 exons. NCBI's taxonomy places the organism in Eukaryota, Metazoa, Arthropoda, Thecostraca, Pollicipedomorpha, Pollicipedidae.